Humulus lupulus (European hop) is the source of this 588-nucleotide messenger RNA. Its product is annotated as glutathione S-transferase T3-like. Bases 1 to 588 code for a protein of 195 amino acids. The transcript has 2 exons. The record is from RefSeq and is a predicted model, not a curated record. Lineage: Eukaryota; Viridiplantae; Streptophyta; Magnoliopsida; Rosales; Cannabaceae.
AUGGUUUCAAGAAAUUAUAGGCCAAGUAUGGAAAAGUCUAGUAUUGAUUUGAAUCGUGAAACAUCAUCUGCAUCUAUCUCUGAAACCCAACUUGAACAUGGUGUUGAAGGGUUGGAAAAUGUAGUUCUACACAAUGAAGAUGAAUCAAGGCAUAAGGAAUACUACAACACCAACCAAAAAGGUGAGCAAGCAAGAACUGGAAGGCAAUGCAAAGACCAUUGGAACAAGAUGAAUGAAAAGGUGGUGUGUUUCAAGGGGUGUUAUAAACGAGUACAACAAGCACAUCACAGUGGUUGGUGUGAUGAGAAAAUUCUUGAGAAUGCAUAUCAAUUGUACAAAUUUGAAAAUAGCAACUCAAACUUUCUGCUUGUAGAUUGUUGGAGAUUGCUAAAGGAUGAGUCGAAAUGGAAAACAAUGUACCAACCAAAAGGUGGUAAGAGAACAAAGGUGCAUGAAUCAGGGGCAUUUACUUCAUCUUCCAAUGUAGACAUCAAUGAUGAUGAAGUACGUGAAGUGCACCCUACUGGCCAAAAGGUAGCAAAGAGAAAAGGGAAGGAAAAAAAAAAGACACACACACUAGAUUUAUAA